Messenger RNA from Closterium sp. Naga37s-1, 915 nucleotides. The record is from the annotation of a GenBank genome assembly. NCBI's taxonomy places the organism in Eukaryota, Viridiplantae, Streptophyta, Zygnematophyceae, Desmidiales, Closteriaceae.
AUGGCGAGCGACGUGUCCGUUAACGGGACGGUGGUGGUACUCGUUACAAACAUCGGGUACGCGGACUUUCUGCUCAACUGGGCCGUGUACGCGGACGACCUGGGGUACGGGCGGCGCUUCCUCGUGUUCGCGGAAGACAGCGAGAGCUUCCAACUGCUGACAACGAAGUUUCCGAGACAGGUGCUGCGGUGGCACGUUCCCGAGAUUGAGCAGGCAGGCGCUGCGGAAUUGAGUGCCGCGGGAUUAGGCGAUGGGGGAGGGGAGGGCGCGCACCAGGGGGAGGGAGAAGUUAGCGCUGAGGGACUGGCGGACGGUAAAGCGCAAGGAGGCUCAAGGCGAUUGCUGGCGGACAGUGGGGGAAGCGAGGGUACUGUGAGCAGCACUGGUGGCAGCAGCACCAACAGCAGAACAGGCAACGGCAGCGGAAGCAGCAGCAGUCUGGCCUUUGCUUCCGCUGGAUUCAAGCAGAUGAUGUACCGCCGGGUCGCGUACAUCCGCACGCUCCUCCACAUGGGCUUUAACGUCCUAAUUUGCGACUCGGACUUUAUCUGGGUUAAGGACCCUUUGCCCUUGGUCCAUGCUAUCCCUUCCCCGCAAGCAAUCCACGACAGCCGAAGCGACGGAGACGCUUUCCCCGUGAGAGGAUACGACGUAGUAGGCGUGAGAGAGCUGCCGGAUUCCGCCAAUUUCAACGCCACGGGCACGUAUCCCAUGGCGCGAGCGUCAGCGAAUGUGCAGACCGCGAAGCUAGGGGAUAGUAACAUGCCGCCUGGGACUCGGGAGGAGCCGUGGUGGCAAUUGGAAGAGGAGGAAAAGGCGAGAGUGGUGACUGUGCAUAACAACUGGCUGAUGGGGAAGAGUAAGAAGUUGGCACGGUUCAAGAAGAAUAAGCUGUGGAAACUCGAGCAGGUGUAA